Molecule: messenger RNA, 1872 nt
Organism: Penicillium verrucosum
Lineage: Eukaryota; Fungi; Ascomycota; Eurotiomycetes; Eurotiales; Aspergillaceae
Exons: 3
Coding region: 1-1872 (623 amino acids)
Biological process (GO): DNA-templated transcription
Cellular component (GO): nucleus
Molecular function (GO): zinc ion binding; DNA-binding transcription factor activity, RNA polymerase II-specific; DNA binding
Source: RefSeq, a predicted model, not a curated record
AUGGAAAGUGGAGACGAGCGACCAUAUCGGUCUCACACUAAGCCAGCAUGUGUACCGUGUCGGCGGAGGAAAUCACGAUGCAAACUAGAGCCCCAUACCCCGGCCUGUUUGAUGUGUCGUGCGCACGGCACAGAAUGUACAUUUCCCAACGCGAGAGCAAAUUCAACACCACAGAAGAGAUAUUCCACAGAAACGUGCCCACGACUACCACACCCAACAUUACGAACACCAAUUGUAGCUGCCCAGUCACUUAGUCGACCGGCUGUGGUAGCUACGUCGCCGCAAUUCUCGAUUGUCACACAAGCUCAGAACGAUCAGGAUACACCGCUAUCUCUUGAGGCCGAGGAUGACAACCCCCAUAUCCUUGGUCCGGCAGUGACUGGGGAUAAUCAUGUCUUGGCCGACUAUCUGUCUAAUAUUUCGGGUGGUCAAGGAAUACGUGAAAUUCGUCCCGUUGAGCCGGGUACUUCCUCGUCCCCAGUUAUAUUCACGAAAGUGCAGAAAAGGCCGCUGGGGCUCAUGGUGAACUCUAGUCCGGCCUUGCAUAAGCUGCAGACUAUUGAAAAGCUUGUAGAGCCAUGGGGACCACAUCUGAUAGACAUAUAUCUGAGAAAGAUCAACCCUUGCCUCCCAUUACUUGAAGAAAGGUCCUUUCGAGCGCAAUACACAAAUGCUAGGCAUCGUAUUUCUCCUGCACUUCUGGCGUGCCUGUAUGCCCACGUGCUUACCCAAUGGCAACACGAUCCCCUUCUAUCGAAAGAACGGUGUCCAGAUGUUCGUUUCGUCUGGAACCUUGCUAUUGAAGCCUCGUAUUCCGAGUUGCACGCAUCAGCUGGGAUAUCCACAAUAAAAGCCAUCCUGCUAGAUGUUGGCGGCCGUCCAACCACAUCUAUGACAGGCAAUGGAGUAAGACUCGGUUCGGUUGUUGCAUUGUGCCAUUCCCUAGGGUUAAAUCGAAACCCACUACCUUGGGAUAUUCCCCAGGAGGAGAAGCAUUUAAGAAUGAAGAUAUGGUGGUCCAUAUUACUCCAUGAUCGCUGGUCAAGCCUUGCUUACGGAACGCCACCUCAUAUCAGAAGAUCGCAAUAUGACGUACCAUUGCCAAUAUCUGAAUACCUAUCAGAUUGGGAACGAGAUCACGAAGCAAACGCAGUUUUCAUCGAGCUCAUGAAUUUGACCGACGUGCUAGACCACUGUCUGGAGCAAGUAUACACCAUCCGCACCGAGACCCAAGGAUCAAACAGGAAUCUUGAAUUAGAGUUAAACAAAUGGGUGGAUUCACUCACAGGCGACAUCCGCAAAAUCAUCAUCCGCGGCUCAAACCUGAAUAUCCCUGGCGCUUCCAACCUCCGUCUGGCAUAUCUGGCUACAAAACUCCUCCUGCGGCGCAUCGACUUAGAUCGCGAGCGGCAAGCACAAGAUUCGAAUGCCGAGCAGAUGGCAAACCGAGUUAUGGAGGCACGCAGAACCGCGGAGGACAUUGUGGUUCUGGUGCAGGAACUCGGAGAAACACAAUUGGGUGAUUACUGGCUACCUGUCGUAGCAUUCACAUUUUCAGCAACGGUGACGUUUUUGAUUCGGUGUGCACUGGAGACAGAGCAGGUGGCGGGUCUUGCACAAAGUGGUUCUCUGCGAAUGGCCAGUGACCUUUUGGAUUCGUUGCGGUCGCACCACAAGCAUUUUGGGUGGGAUCUGGGUGAUAUUUGCCUUGCGCAGCAUUCAGAUGUCAUUGAUAAACUGUUGAAGUCAGAGCCACCGGCGGAGAACUCAGGGGAGACGGAUGUUGAACUGCGUCAGCAUUUCGUGCCAGAUAUGGCCUUUGUUGAUGAUAUGUUCCCGAGUACUUGGGAUAUACUCCAAAUCAUGGAGUGA